Messenger RNA from Hippocampus zosterae (dwarf seahorse), 1188 nucleotides. RefSeq lists its product as uncharacterized. Gene Ontology annotation, cellular component: cytoplasm. The coding region runs from base 80 to 1045 and encodes 321 amino acids. The transcript has 6 exons. The record is from RefSeq and is a predicted model, not a curated record. Gene Ontology annotation, molecular function: estradiol 17-beta-dehydrogenase [NAD(P)+] activity. Gene Ontology annotation, biological process: estrogen biosynthetic process. NCBI's taxonomy places the organism in Eukaryota, Metazoa, Chordata, Actinopteri, Syngnathiformes, Syngnathidae.
GGCCGCCCCUCCUCACUCGCUCCCCGACUCUUUGGCUGGCUCGGACCUCGCGGCGGACGCGGACGUGCUUGCUGGCGAGAUGACUCAAAAGACGGUCCUGAUCACGGGAUGUUCCUCCGGCAUCGGCCUGGCGCUCGCCACGCGCAUCGCCAAGGACGAGAAGAAGAGGUUCAUGGUGUACGCCACCAUGAGGAACGUGAGCAAAGGCGAGGCGCUGGUGGAGGCGGCCGGCCGCUGCCUGGGCCGCACGCUGGAGAUCAAGCAGCUGGACGUGUGCGACGAGACGUCCAUCAGAGCUUGCGUGGACAGCCUGCCCCAACGCAGGGUGGACGUCCUCGUCAGUAACGCCGGCAUGGGCCUGAUCGGCCCCAUCGAGUGCCAGUCGCUGGACGAGAUGAAGGCGGUGAUGGACACCAACUUCUUUGGCCUGGUGAGGCUGCUCAAGGAGAUCCUUCCCGACAUGAAGCGCCGCAAGAAAGGUCACGUGGUGGUCAUCAGCAGCGUCAUGGGCAUCCAAGGGAUCCUCUUCAACGACGUCUACGCCGCGUCCAAGUUUGCCGUGGAGGGAUUCUGCGAGAGUUUGGCGGUGCAAGCGCUCAGGUUCAAUCUCAACAUCAGCCUGAUCGAGCCGGGCCCGGUCAUCACCGACUUUGAGCGCAAGGUGUACGAGGAAGGCCUGAAAACGGACCUGAGCAACGCCGACGCCGUGACGGCCGACAUGUUCACCAACAUCUACCUGAAGAACUACAAGCAGAUUUUCCAGACGCUGGGACAGACGCCGGAAGACGUGGCGGAGCUCUUGGUGUUUCCUCAGCACACGCUGAGGAUCAUGACGUCGGACAACCCCCCGUUCCGCCACCAGACCAACACGCUGUACACGCCCAUGACCACGCUCAAGUACGCCGACCCCAACGGCGACCUGCCCAUCGACACCUUCUACAAGAUGGUCUUUGAGCACGACAAGAUCUUCAACGCCAGCCUCAACUUCCUCAAGUUGCUGCGCUGGAGGAGCAGACGCAGCUUCACGCUGGACAAAAGCAACUGACAUGGCCUCCGUUUCGCUGCUUGAGCUCGUGCUCGUCUUUAGUCGCGCCCGUAGGCCGUCUUGUGACCACAUCAAGUCACUUGACAUUUUCAACGCCUCCCAAUAUUGCAAACAGCUCUCGUUCUUGUAUGCUAUAAGCUUUU